ACAUAUUAGUUCAUUUUUAAAUGAAUUCAAUUUAGUUUGUAAAAUUCAGAAACCAAAAUUUAUCAGCUACAUUCUUCUUUGUAUAAGUUCUUGUUUCAAUUAUUAGUCAAUUAACAUUUCAAAUGGGCCAUGUUCCUUGCUAUGUUUGGAUUUUCCAUUUGCUAACUUUAUGUACAGCAAUUCUAAAAUUUUAAUAAUCCAAAAAAUAUUCCGUAUUUUGGGGUCUUUUUAAUCCCUUCAAAUUCAUGUCUUUUGGCAAUUCAGGGCUAGUUCUAUUAAGCAGCUGAGGCAAAAGUGGUUGGUUAGUUUUUUCAAUUUGAGCCAACACUUUGAAGAUGGCUGUUACCAAGGUCUUUGUUGUGUAUUACUCCAUGUAUGGACAUGUAGAUACUAUGGCCAGAGAAGUUCUCAAAGGUGCCGCGGCAGUUGAAGGUGUUGAGGCAACACUAUGGCGGGUACCCGAGACCCUCUCCGAUCCAAUAUUGGAAAAGCUGAAGGCCCCUCCUAGGCCGGAAGAUGUAACGGACAUCAAACCGGAACAACUUCUGGAAGCUGAUGGUUUUAUAUUUGGUUUUCCUUCUCGAUUCGGCAUGAUGCCAAGCCAACUGAAGGCAUUUUUUGAUGCCACUAGUGAGCUAUGGGCCUCCCAAGCACUGGCUGGCAAGCCUGCUGGAAUCUUUUGGAGUACUGGCUUUCACGGUGGAGGCCAGGAACUUUCAGCAUUGACAGCCAUAACUCAAUUAGCUCAUCAUGGCAUGCUUUUUGUGCCCCUUGGAUACACAUUUGGAAGUGGCAUGUUUGAGAUGGAUGAGGUGAAAGGAGGCUCAGCAUAUGGUGCUGGAACCUUCGCCGGAGAUGGAACUCGGCAACCUACCGAGCUAGAACUGCAGCAGGCCUUUUACCAGGGUAAAUAUAUGGCUGAAAUUGCAAAAAAGCUAAAAAUCUAACCUUCUGCAUAACAAAUUUAUUCAAGAAUGUCCUGUAGAGCAUAUUGACAAACCAUUAGUUUGUGUCAAACCUUGCAAGACAUAUUAGCAACGUGUAUAUAUAUAUGUUCUCAUUUCGAAGUAGUUUGUGCUUCAAGUUGGUGAAACAUGAGUUAGACGAAGUUCUAUGUUCAGAUAUGAAGAAACAAGUUCAUUAAAACAACUUGGUCAUGUUCAUUUUUAAUAGACCGUACCAAUAGCAACAAUUUCAAUGA
Molecule: messenger RNA, 1201 nt
Organism: Arachis ipaensis
Lineage: Eukaryota; Viridiplantae; Streptophyta; Magnoliopsida; Fabales; Fabaceae
Source: RefSeq, a predicted model, not a curated record